This is a messenger RNA of Acanthosepion pharaonis, 1020 nucleotides long. The record is from the annotation of a GenBank genome assembly. NCBI's taxonomy places the organism in Eukaryota, Metazoa, Mollusca, Cephalopoda, Sepiida, Sepiidae.
AUGAUGGUCUUUCUUUCUUUCUUUCUUUCUUUCUUUCUUUCUUUUUUUUUUUUUUCUUUUUUCUUUCUUUCAUUUUUAUUUGCUUCGUGUCUCUCUCUCCAUUUCUUUUUCUUCCCUGUUUCGUUCUUUCUUGCUUUCUUUCUAUCUUUCCUUCUUUUUCCUCCCUCCCUCUAUAUCUUUCUUUCUAUCUUUCCUUCUUUUUCCUCCCUCUCUUUCUUUCUUUCUAUCUUUCUUUUUCAUCUAUCCUGCCUAUCUCUAUUUCAUUCUUUCUUUUUCUUUCUUGUCUUUCUCUCUGUAUCUCUCUCCCCCCUCUCUCUCUCUCUCUCUCUGUAUCUCUCUUUCUCUCUCACUCUUCCUUCCUUUUUCUUGUCGUAUCUCUCUUUCUUUCAUACUUUCUUUGUCCUUUUUUUCGUUUUGUCCUUUUGUGUGACAAAUUACUUUCUUCCCUUCACUCUCUCUCUCUCUCUCUCUCUCUCUCUCUCUCUCUCUCUCUCUCUCUCUCUCUCUCUCUCUCUCUCUCUCUCUCUCUCUCAUCAAAGGUCUAUCUAUCUAUCUAUCUAUCUAUCUAUCUAUCUAUCAGUCUCUCCAAUCUAUCUAUCUAUCUAUCUAUCUAUUAUCUAUCUAUCUAUCUACAAUAAUCUGAUCAUUAUCUAUCUAUUGUUUUCCUCUUUCUUUCUUUCUUUCUUUUUUUUUCCUUUUUUUUUUUUCUUUCUUUCUUUCUUUCUAACACGAGAUUUUUUCUUUUUCUCUCUUCUUUUUAAUCUGAGAUUUUUUCCUCUUUCUUUCUUUCUUUUUUUCUUUCUUUCUAAAACUUCUUUUUCACUUCUCGUUUUUCUUUCUUUUAAUCUGAAAUUCUUUCUUUCUUUUCUCUUACUGUCUUCCUUUAUUUCUUUUUUAUUCUUCUAUCUUUCUCUCUAUUUUUCUUUUUUUUUAUGUGAUUCUUUCUUUCUUUGUUUUCUUUCUUUCUUUUUUUGCUUUCUUUCUUUCUUUCUUUGCUUUCUAUCUUUCUCUCUAACAUGA